AUGACACAGCCUCUCAAGCACGUAGUUUUCGACGUCGUCGGCACCUGCGUAUCAUUCGACGCCUACUACGAACGCAUAGACUCAGUCUUAGGUGCAAAACUUCGCCAUCAUUACGUAACCCCGCAACACUUCGGGUACACCUGGCAGACAGCUGCUGAGCUGGAAUUCACCUUCUUGUCCAUCUCCGAAAGCUACAAGCCUUACAAGGACAUUCUCCGAGGACUAUUCUACCGGACCCUCAGUCUUUGUGGCAUCGCUGAUCCUCGGGCUAUAGCCACUGAAGAGGAGCGGGAACAGUGCAUCGAAGGCUAUUCCGCUUUACAGCUGCGACCUGGCUGUCGGGAGACGUUCCAGUUGCUGCGCGACAACGGCUUUACAGUCUGGUGCUUCACCACCGGAGAUGUGCAACGGGUCAGAGGCUAUUUCGAGCGCGCCGGUGUAGACAUGCCGCUGGAGAAUUUCAUUAGUUGCGACAAUACAGGAGUGGCUAAACCCGCUCUCCCCGCCUAUCAGGCUGUAUGGAAACGACUUGGGGCAAACGAUGUGAAAUGGUUCGCUGCAGCGCACAUGUGGGAUGUCGCAGCGGCCACAAAAGUCGGUUUUCGUGGAGCAUGGAGCUCGGUGUACGAGAGGGAAGCUUGUCUCGACGUUUUUAGUGACGUGAAGUUAGAGGUGGUGGCUGGAGGUCUCAUGGAAAUGGCGCAGGAGAUUGUAGAUAAGUCUCAAUGA
Messenger RNA from Alternaria arborescens, 729 nucleotides. RefSeq lists its product as hypothetical. Lineage: Eukaryota; Fungi; Ascomycota; Dothideomycetes; Pleosporales; Pleosporaceae. The transcript has a single exon. The coding region runs from base 1 to 729 and encodes 242 amino acids. The record is from RefSeq and is a predicted model, not a curated record.